AUGUCUGCUAUCGGCUCCCUCGUCUUCUGCACCGACUGUGGUGACCUUUUACCUGCCUCCCAGGGCAGUGUAAAGAACAUUCUGAUUUGCAAAUGCUGUGGCGCGGAACACAGAGAUCAUGCCUGGAAGGCCGUAACAACAAAGACAAAGCCCUCCGACUUCCCGUCAGCCCUACGACAGAAGCUUUCCAUAGUCCAGACCGUUAAGAGACACGAAGUACAAACCGAAAGAGUCGACCCCAACAUGGACUGCCACAAGUGCGGGAGGCGCGGCAUUCGCUACUCUGAAGUCCAACAGAGAUCUGCCGAUGAAGGCUCAACAAUUAUCUACAACUGCGAGUGCGGUGAAAAGUGCGCAACAGUUGAUAUCGACAUUGUCUUUUCUGUUCUUGCUAACAUUGAACCCCCAGAUGGUCCACCAACAACUGAGCUGCUACCCUUCCUAAUUCACGACAACCACCCACGAUAUGCCCGAGCACAGAAACAUCUAACAAACCCGCCCUCUCAAGAGGCAGCCAAACCAAACAUCGUUUUAAUGACCAAACGCCUGUUAUCAACAAUAGAACGCUCAAAGAUACCCAUCCAUAUUUACCUCCCACUCAAAUCCCUUGCUUAA
Molecule: messenger RNA, 615 nt
Organism: Podospora anserina S mat+
Lineage: Eukaryota; Fungi; Ascomycota; Sordariomycetes; Sordariales; Podosporaceae
Exons: 2
Coding region: 1-615 (204 amino acids)
Biological process (GO): DNA-templated transcription
Molecular function (GO): zinc ion binding; nucleic acid binding
Source: RefSeq, a predicted model, not a curated record